AUGGUUACGGCAGUAGCUUUCAUAACUUUAUGCGCAUCCAUACCUCUCAAAGAUAAAUCAACAGAUCAAUCCGAAGAAGAUUACUCGCCUCGUCUAGAUGCACCUGCAGAUACAUACCAGAUCUUUCAAACACCGCUACCUCUCUCACUAGAAUUACCCAAAGUGGAAGAAAACCCAAUACUUUUCUAUGCACCAGAACCGGAAACUUUCCUUAAAGCUCCCAGAGAAUCCUCAGCAACAUAUGACUAUAUAUCCCCGAUACCAAAUCAAGACUUAGUAGCACCUGCAGAUACACUUUGGAACCCCGAGAAUAACCCAAAGUUCUACUACGAAGUACCAACCAUUAUUAGCAAACAAGAGUUGCCUACACAAGAGUUCCCUAAAAAGUACAACAAGGUUGUUCAUGAAAAAAAUAAGCCAAUCUCGUCGAAACCGAAACAAGAAGUUAUUUUCGAAACGAUUCCAGUAAAGCAGCACGAAGAGAGGCAGAUAGAAUUAGAGAAGGCCUAUGAAAAGUUGGCUAAAAAGGAAAACCAGAAACUUAUCAAGAUGCUUCCGCCUAGAAAUAAGAAACCCUCGUCACCUUCUACAGACUCUACACCAAUUUCAAGCAAUCAAAUAAAGAAUGUUUCUUAUGACCAAGGGCUUAGCUCUCAAUUAAUUGACUCAUUGGGUAUACCUACUAACGCAGCUGCAAAUGUGGAAUCACCCGGUGGUGAAAGGCUUGAGUUUCAUAUGGUGGGCCAUGACGGGCCUCUUUCUUAUAAGUGGGGCUAUGAUACUGGCAAAGGACCGAACAGGCUCUUCAGGUUUGAAGAACGAGACAAAGAAGGUCAAGUAAAGGGUCACUACGGUUUUUACGACGAAACUGGAAAACUUCAAGUGAUACAUUACGAUGCUCACCCUGAUACAGGUUUUCACGUGUCAGAAAAUUCAUAGACAAUAAGAAAAAAAAAUAUAGAUAUUUAUGGUAGGUCAAAAGAAAGCCAAAACCAUUUUAUACUUUAAAAAUGUUAUAUGAUUUUAAAGCAGCUAUUUUGUACUAUUUUAAAAGAAUAUAUUUUUGAAAACAAAACACUAUAUUUCCGAUAAUAAAUUGACAAAAUCAAAAAACAUAAUUUGUAAUCUGGAACUUUUUGAAAAGAAGUACCUUGUAAUCCGACAAAUAAUGAAAAUGAUGAGAUAAUUUCUAUACUGUGCGAUAUGCAACUAGUAAAUUAAAUAAUACAAUAGAUAACAGGUUUAUUAUUUAUUAUUAGUAACGCAAUAGCCAUAGCAGUUAUAACAAAAAAACUAAAGCUAAACAAACAAGUAACAAAAAUAAAAACAUAAUUAUACGUAAUUAACAUGUCGGAUUACAAAGGGAUUAGAAAGGGGCCGGAUUACUGAGGUUCUACUAUAUUUAAUAAUUUUUUUCUUAUUUUCUAAGUAUUUACUUUCGACAACAAUUUAUUAUUAUAAAUAUUUCCAUUCUUGUUAAAUAAAUUUUUAACUGUUACUUUUUCUUUUUAUACAAGAAAAAGUAUUUGAUAGUAGCUUUUAAAAGUAUUGUAGAUAAAGGAGAACCUUAAAGGCUGCGUAUCCGUUAAUGGUUGCAUGUCCUUAAAGGCCUUAAAGAAAAGUCGCGGAAUUUUGUUCAAAAUUAUUUGUUGUUUUGUAGAAGAAAUUUUCUUCGUAUCCUUGUAUUUUUUUUUACUUUCGGAGUAUCAUAGGUAUCUGCGCAUGCACUCAGAUGGUCAUAACGUAUCGGAUGUAAAUUUAAUCUGUGUCAAAGUUGGUAGGUUAGGUAAGUUUAUUUUUCCCAAUUUAUUUGCAAAGCAACCCACGACGGCUCCAUGCCGUGAAGGUUAGGUAAAUUAGUAAAUUUUUUUAUAAUUUAAUUAGAGUAGAUACUAGGAAUAUAUUGUUAUCGUCUUUAAUAUAUUUUACAUUUAGACUCAACCAUAUGAGAUCAUGUGCAAAUAUUUUCGAUAGUGUUUUUCGAUCGAAAGUCUGCGACCCAUUUUUUCCAGCAAUUAAAUAUUCGAACAAAAUAUGUUUGAAAAAAUUUACUUUCGAACAAAAUGUGUUCGAGGUAAAUAACAAACAAAAUUAUUUAAAAAAAAAAGUACAAAAUUUGGUGAUCCCUUAAAGAUUUACCCUUCUUAUUGCUAACGGACCAUUGUAAUAUUAAUUUUGAAAUUUUUUUAUAUAGGUAUCGAAAACCUUCUUAGUUAUAGGACAAUUUUAGAAAAUUCAAAACAAUUCUCAUUAUCCAUCAAAAUAUAAGGUAUUCAUUUAUAAUUUUUUUUUAUUGACAUUAUUGCCACACGUAAUAUUAUUUUUGAAAGGGCCGGAAAAAAAGAACGUUUUGAACCAAAAUUAUGAGUUUACUUUAAAUAGAACACCUUAUAAUUUUUAACAUAUUCGUAGACCAUUUUAUCCCUUUCCAAAAAUGUAUACAUUGUCAGUAUUUAAGCAAGUUUUUAGGUUAACAUUUGUUUGUUUAUGUAACUAUGUCACGAAGUUCCAAACACAAAAUAUUACAUUUCAAUAGCUUAUAACUAGAAAAUGAGACAAGGUAUUGAUAACCGGCUUACAUUGAAAUUCUUAGAAAUAUUUCAUUUUUCUUCUAACAUGGUUGUCAAGUCACAAACGUUGUUUAAAAUUUACGUAAAAAAUACUUUUUGGCACCUAAUCUAAAUUGGAAAAAGCAUUUUUUUGCAAUAAUUUUAGACGUUUGAGAGUUGGCAUCCAUGUUAGAAAAAAUUGAAAUAGUUCGAAAAAUUUUAUUGAAAGCUGCUUAUCGACACCUUGCCUCAUUCUAGACUUAUAAGCUGUUUAAAUGUGAUAUUUCACGUUUGGAAGUUUUUGACAUGGUUUCAAAAAAAAGUAUAUGGUUCCCAAAAAAUUUGCCGACAAUGUGUACAUUUUUGGAAAGGGGAACACAUUUUCUUUCUAAGGUUAUUAAAUAUUAUAGGGUGUUCUAUUUAAAGUAAACACAAUUUUCGUUCAAAAAGGUUUUUUUAGUUUCCUUCGAGAAAAAAAAUUACAUGUGGCAACAAUGUCAACAAAACCUUGAAGUUCAUUUAUGAAGUAUAGUGGAAACUGCAUGCCAAUUUAAACGAACACCUUGUAGUUAAAAAGUUAACGUUGCUCUAUUUCAAACGUUCGCGUAACAAGUAUUAAAAAUGUAUACGUUUACAACUUAAACAUUCCUGAAAAAAAUUGGCAGAAUCUCUUAUUUUUGUCAAUUUUUAAAUUUUAAACUGUCAAAUAACAGCUCAAAUAUAUUGUCUUUAUUGUUUAUUCAAUGUUAUACAUUGACAUUUAAGUUAAGAGUUAAGUUUUAUUAUAAGUAUUUUAUAUGUGAUUAUUUUGUUGCUCUCCUGUUAUUUGUGUGUCAUUGUAAGAAGUAAAAAAUUUAUCAAUAUU
This is a messenger RNA of Psylliodes chrysocephalus, 3414 nucleotides long. Lineage: Eukaryota; Metazoa; Arthropoda; Insecta; Coleoptera; Chrysomelidae. The record is from the annotation of a GenBank genome assembly.